Molecule: messenger RNA, 1411 nt
Organism: Daphnia carinata
Lineage: Eukaryota; Metazoa; Arthropoda; Branchiopoda; Diplostraca; Daphniidae
Exons: 3
Coding region: 205-1128 (307 amino acids)
Source: RefSeq, a predicted model, not a curated record
CUGUCGGCUCCGCUCGCAUGUGCCUCUAAGUGGAGAAAGCUCCCACUUCUUUCUAUAUGUAUUUCCUCCGCGUCUGCUACCUACGUAUAUAAAGGAAUUGGUGGACUUGCUACAUCGACUCAUUCUCCCUCCACCGGUCCACAUCUUCAGAUCACUAUAUUUAUCGAUCAUUCGGAUUAUCUUAUUGCAAAGUACAAUCAAGCCAUGAUUUCCAUGAAACUCGUGAUGCUAUUCACCAUAGCUGGUGUGUGUUCAUCACAGUACGACGAUGGCUUCCCGGAUAGCAUCAAAACAGCGGCCUUUGAAGAAAUCAUCGGCAAUUAUUACGCGUUCGAUCCGUUUCUUCAAACGGGUCGCAAAGGCCGCGAAUUGAAUGGCUUUCCAGAUGAAAUGGAAUUUUCCUCUUUCCAACCGACUUUUGAUUCCCCACCGCAGAUUCAAUCCAAUGACGAUAACACGUUUUACUCAAUACCCCCAGCUUACACCGCAUCCGAAUCCAAAGACAACGUUGAUGACUUACCUAUUUCAGUCACCACUAGACCGGCUGUCAUUCACGACGUGCGACAGCUCAACGACCUACAGACGAACAGCCCAUUCAAAUUCGAGACGGAAUUCAACAGCUUCGACAGCGAAACGUAUCCGCUUUAUCCUCCCUACUUGACUGAGCAAUCGGUUCGACAGCAGCAACAGCUGUCGCCUGAUGUUACGCGGGAGAAGAAUCUGCCCAAAUAUGUUAUCGCAGUCGGCGGGCAGGAAGCAACAGAUGAAGAAGACGACUUCUUUCAGACGAAAGUUGCUCGCACUCCGGCCAGACGUGCCCAUCAGUCUGGUCAAAGGGACCAAUUCGUGAGACGGGCUCGUCCCGCCAUCGAACUGGACGAAUCGCCUUUCGCCAGGAGAUCGUUACGCUACGUUAAUUAUGAAGACGACGUCCCGCAGCGUUACAAUCGUGCUCGAUCCAGUGACUUAACACAUCGCCGCAGAGCCGCCCAUGAGCUCCCCCAUGACAGGAAUAUCCGUAACGGCUAUUAUAUCGCUUCAAAGGUUUUAUGGCGGACCCCUGUUCUAGCUGACGGCCAGCGCGGCCGAUAUUCCUUCGCCAGCCGGCCUCCCGUUUACGCUGAUUAACUCUUGAGAAUUCAGGGUCUUUGUUGCAUGUCUAUCCUCGUUUGAUUUUUUGUUUUUUUAAAAAGAAAAUAAAUAUAUAGUAGAUCUAUCUGUGCUGGAAAGCCGCCAUGCUUUUUCGGGAAAUAACUGUGGGAAACGCUUUAAAAUAAACAAGGAUACACACAAGAGAUUUUGAAGUGGAAGAGGAAAGAGAGAUCCAAGGCCAUCCUUCAAGUAGAACUGAGCAAGUUUUCACUCUGCCGCUGUAACCGAAUAUUAUAUACGGCGCGGCUGUCUUUCCUUU